GCCCCGCAGCCCGGGGCGAGGGCGAGGAGGGGGCUAGGGGUGGGGGGAGCGGGAGAAGGGAAGAAAGCGGCUCGCGAGGAGGAACCGAGAAAACUUUCCACCCUGGAUUCUCUACUUUUGAUCCAUGGACAGAGCCCAACUCAGCCAACUUACAGCCAGGCUCUAAGCAGUCCGUGCUCCUUCUACUGCGAUCUGCCAGCGGGAGCCGCGUCCCCGAGCAUGGAGCGGAGGAGCGAGAGCCCCUGCCUGCGGGACAGCCCCGACAGAGGCAGCGGCAGCCCCGAUGUCAAAGGGCCCCCCCCCGGGAAGGUGGCCAGGCUGGAGCAGAACGGCAGCCCCAUGGGCACCCGCGGGAGGCCCAACGGCGCCGUCGCCAAGCCCGUGGGAGGUUUGAUGAUUCCAGUCUUUUGUGUGGUGGAGCAGUCGGAUGCCUCUCUUGAAUAUGAUAAUCGAGAAGAGCAUGCUGAGUUCGUUCUGGUUCGCAAAGAUGUGCUCUUUAGCCAGCUGGUGGAGACAGCGCUCCUGGCUCUGGGGUAUUCCCACAGCUCUGCGGCUCAGGCACAAGGAAUAAUCAAGCUUGGGAGGUGGAAUCCCCUCCCUCUCAGUUAUGUGACCGAUGCACCAGAUGCAACAGUAGCUGACAUGCUACAAGAUGUCUAUCAUGUUGUGACACUGAAAAUCCAAUUACAAAGUUGUUCCAAGUUGGAAGACUUGCCAGCAGAGCAGUGGAACCAUGCCACAGUUCGCAAUGCCUUAAAGGAACUGCUCAAAGAGAUGAAUCAGAGCACAUUAGCCAAAGAAUGCCCUCUUUCACAGAGUAUGAUUUCAUCCAUUGUAAAUAGCACAUACUAUGCCAAUGUAUCAGCAACCAAGUGCCAGGAGUUUGGGAGAUGGUACAAGAAGUACAAGAAGAUUAAAGUGGAAAGAGUGGAAAGAGAAAACCUUUCAGACUAUUGUGUUCUUGGUCAACGUCCCAUGCACUUACCAAAUAUCAACCAACUGGCAACUUUGGGAAAAACUAACGAACAGUCUCCUCAUGGCCAAAUUCACCACAGUACUCCAAUCCGAAACCAAGUGCCAACGAUGCAGACAAUGAUAAACCCUGGGCUCCUGUCUCCUCAGCUCAGUCCACAACUGGUGAGGCAGCAGAUAGCAAUGGCCCAUCUGAUAAACCAGCAGAUUGCCGUCAGCCGGCUAUUGGCUCACCAGCACCCACAAGCUAUCAACCAGCAGUUCUUGAAUCAUCCACCCAUCCCUAGAGCUGUCAAACCAGAGCCAUCAAAUUCAUCGGUGGAAGUCUCUCCAGAUAUUUACCAGCAAGUCAGAGAUGAGCUGAAGAGAGCCAGUGUAUCUCAAGCUGUCUUUGCAAGAGUAGCAUUCAACCGCACACAGGGCUUGUUGUCUGAGAUCCUGCGUAAAGAAGAAGACCCUAGGACAGCUUCCCAGUCCCUCCUGGUAAACUUAAGGGCGAUGCAGAAUUUCCUCAACUUGCCUGACUCGGAACGGGAUCGAAUCUAUCAGGAUGAGAGAGAGAGAAGCAUGAACCCUAAUGUGAGCAUGGUGUCUUCAGCAGCCAGCAGCCCAAGCUCCUCUAGAACCCCCCAGGCCAAAACCUCGACACCAACAACAGACCUCCCCAUUAAGGCGGACGGCGCCAACGUCAACAUCACAGCUGCCAUUUAUGACGAGAUCCAACAGGAGAUGAAAAGGGCCAAGGUAUCUCAAGCUCUGUUUGCCAAGGUGGCUGCCAAUAAAAGUCAGGGCUGGCUGUGCGAGUUACUUCGCUGGAAAGAAAACCCAAGUCCAGAAAACCGCACCCUCUGGGAGAACCUCUGCACCAUUCGGCGCUUCCUGAAUCUUCCUCAGCACGAGAGGGAUGUGAUCUAUGAGGAGGAGUCCAGACAUCACCACAGUGAGCGUAUGCAGCAUGUUGUCCAGCUCACUCCUGAGCCCGUGCAGGUGCUGCACAGACAGCAGUCCCAGCCUGCAAAGGAGAGCUCCCCACCCAGAGAAGAGGCUCCUCCUCCACCCACUGAGGACAGUUGCGCCAAAAAGCCCAGAUCCCGCACCAAGAUAUCCCUGGAAGCUCUAGGUAUCCUUCAAAGCUUUAUCCAUGAUGUAGGUCUCUACCCUGAUCAGGAAGCCAUUCAUACCCUCUCUGCUCAGCUGGAUCUCCCCAAACACACCAUCAUCAAAUUUUUCCAGAACCAGCGUUACCAUGUAAAGCAUCAUGGGAAGCUAAAAGAGCAUUUGGGAACAGUGGUUGAUGUAGCAGAGUACAAGGAUGAGGAGCUGCUGACAGAGUCGGAGGAGAACGACAGCGAGGAGAGCUCAGAAGAGAUGUACAAAGUGGAGCCUGAGGAAGAAAACCCUGACAAAAGCAAGGCAGCUCCAGCAGACAUCGACCAGAGAUAAUGUGAGAUAGGAACACAGAAAGCAAUACAGUGAUCCAAGGA
This is a messenger RNA of Phasianus colchicus (ring-necked pheasant), 2456 nucleotides long. RefSeq names its product SATB homeobox 2 (gene SATB2). NCBI's taxonomy places the organism in Eukaryota, Metazoa, Chordata, Aves, Galliformes, Phasianidae. Gene Ontology annotation, biological process: regulation of transcription by RNA polymerase II; chromatin remodeling. Gene Ontology annotation, molecular function: DNA-binding transcription factor activity, RNA polymerase II-specific; RNA polymerase II cis-regulatory region sequence-specific DNA binding. The record is from RefSeq and is a predicted model, not a curated record.